AUGGCGACUUAUGAGAAUGCGACUGUUGCUUAUGGUAUCAUGGCUACGGAUGUUAUCAACUUUAAACCCUUGCCGGAAAUCGUCCAAGAUUUCGUCUUUGGAUGCAGCCUCAAAAAUAGUAUCAAAAUGAUGGGAGUUAUAGGUGCAUCUAAUAGUGGGUUAUCACUCCCAAGACAAUUAUACCCAGAAGAUCCCAAGUUCUCGUACUGUAUCUCUGAUGAUUUGUCCAAAACAAACCUAGUCAAGUUUGGUCCAGCUGCAAUACUUAGUGGUGAUACCCUAGACAUGGUAAAGAACCUUCACACUGGUUUCUACUACCUCGACGUUCUCACUAUUGAAGUGAACAGAGAAGAGAUCGACAUAAAGCCAAUAGUGUUUGAGAUGUCCACCGAUGGGAAAAGAGGUUUCAUAGCAGAUUCUACUACCGCACUAACAGUCUUAACCUCAGAAGCUUUUGAUGCGUUGAAGAAGAAGGUAGAGCAAUUCCUAGGUCCUGCAUCAAAGUACAUGAUUUUUGAGAUUUGUUAUCCUUCCUCAAUGUUAGGAAAAGGUCAAGAAGAUCCAAGACCGUUGAUUGGACUACAAGUCACCGACUUUACCUUAGAAUUUGAGGGGUUUAGAAUUUGGCAGAAAAUCCCAAAAUCUAACAUAGAGUGUUUGCAAAUGAUUAGGACAAUGUCAUUCUUAUCUGUCCUUGGAUUUGAGCAGCUAGUAAAUUAUAAUGUAGGACAUGACCCUAAUAAUAAUCUCAUGUAUAUAGAAGAGACCACUUGUGAAACUGUUUAG
Messenger RNA from Spinacia oleracea (spinach), 786 nucleotides. RefSeq lists its product as uncharacterized. The coding region runs from base 1 to 786 and encodes 261 amino acids. The transcript has 2 exons. NCBI's taxonomy places the organism in Eukaryota, Viridiplantae, Streptophyta, Magnoliopsida, Caryophyllales, Amaranthaceae. The record is from RefSeq and is a predicted model, not a curated record. Gene Ontology annotation, cellular component: extracellular region.